CUAAAACACAACUUAACUUCCUACUUCCACGUUCUCUUAAGCCAAACAUGGGUCUUCUCGAUAUCGUUCCAGCUGGCGUUUUGACUGGCGAGAAUGUGAUUAAGGUGUUUGAUUAUGCUAAAGAACACAAGUUUGCGAUCCCCGCCAUUAAUGUCACAUCUUCAUCAACAGCCAACGCUGUCUUGGAAGCUGCGAGAGACAUCAAAGCACCGAUCAUCCUGCAGGUCUCUCAGGGUGGUGCCGCAUACUUUGCUGGCAAAGGCCUCGCGAACGACAAGCAACAAGCGUCUAUCGCGGGUGCCGUUGCUGCUGCCCAUCAUAUUCGAACCGUAGCUAAAGCUUAUGGCGUGCCUGUCAUUCUUCACUCCGAUCACUGUGCACACAAACUUCUUCCCUGGUUCGACGGGAUGCUCGAAGCCGACGAAGCAUACUACAAGGAACAUCAAGAGCCUCUCUUCUCGUCACACAUGCUAGACCUUUCCGAAGAGCCCAAAGAAGAAAACAUUGCAACGUGCGUCAAGUAUUUCAAACGUAUGGCUCCUCUCGGUAUCUGGCUCGAGAUGGAGAUCGGUAUCACCGGUGGCGAAGAAGACGGCGUAGACAACACUGGUGUUGACAACGCCGCCCUUUACACUCAACCCGAGGACAUCUGGGACGUCUACACUGCUCUCAGCGAGGUCGGUCCCGGUUUCUCGAUUGCUGCCGGCUUUGGAAACGUGCAUGGAGUGUACAAGCCAGGUAACGUGAAACUUCAACCGGAUCUACUUGGAAAGCACCAGGACUAUGCGAAGGCCAAGUUGGGCGCUAAGGCAAAGAAUGAGAAGCCUCUGUUCCUCGUCUUCCACGGUGGAUCCGGUUCCACAAAAGAGGAGAUCAAGACUGCCGUCGGUAACGGUGUCGUCAAGAUGAACGUCGACACUGACACCCAGUUCGCAUACCUCGCUGGUAUCAGGGACUUCGUCCAGAAGAAGAAGGAUUACCUUCAAUCUCAAGUUGGUAACCCAGAGGGACCUGAUAAGCCUAAUAAGAAGUACUAUGACCCUCGUGUCUGGGUUCGUGAAGGCGAGAAGACACUCUCAGAGCGUGUCAAGGAGGCUUGUAAAGAUUUGGGCAAUGUCGACCGUCUUUGAAGCGUGAACUAUACGAGGCUGGCAACCAGGCAAAUGAAUAAAGAAAGACGAAAUGGCUGUAAUCAGUCUGUAUACGGGAAAUCUGAGCUAUCAAUGUCAAAAUCGUGAAAGU
This is a messenger RNA of Marasmius oreades (fairy-ring Marasmius), 1242 nucleotides long. RefSeq lists its product as uncharacterized. Gene Ontology annotation, biological process: glycolytic process; gluconeogenesis. Gene Ontology annotation, cellular component: cytosol. The transcript has 10 exons. The record is from RefSeq and is a predicted model, not a curated record. NCBI's taxonomy places the organism in Eukaryota, Fungi, Basidiomycota, Agaricomycetes, Agaricales, Marasmiaceae. Gene Ontology annotation, molecular function: fructose-bisphosphate aldolase activity; zinc ion binding. Bases 48 to 1130 code for a protein of 360 amino acids.